Molecule: messenger RNA, 243 nt
Organism: Paramecium octaurelia
Lineage: Eukaryota; Ciliophora; Oligohymenophorea; Peniculida; Parameciidae
Source: the annotation of a GenBank genome assembly
AUGGGUUGCUGCACUACUAAAAAUAAGAAAUAAUUAAAGGAUAUAGACCAUUUCGUGAAUAUGCUUAACAAAAACAUAACAGACGAAACAAAAAUCUAAGAGAGAAACAAAGUAUUUUAAAUUACAAAGAAUCCCAUAUUUUAAAGGAGACUAUCAUAAAAAAAGGAAGUCUCUUUGACCAAACAAACCUACUCCUAUUUAGAAAGAAACAACUAAACUUCUAAAAAUUGUGAAUAUUUAUGA